This is a messenger RNA of Acanthopagrus latus (yellowfin seabream), 4452 nucleotides long. RefSeq names its product mutS homolog 6 (E. coli) (gene msh6). The record is from RefSeq and is a predicted model, not a curated record. Gene Ontology annotation, biological process: mismatch repair. Gene Ontology annotation, molecular function: mismatched DNA binding; ATP binding; ATP-dependent DNA damage sensor activity. The transcript has 10 exons. Gene Ontology annotation, cellular component: nucleus; MutSalpha complex. Bases 151 to 4320 code for a protein of 1389 amino acids. Lineage: Eukaryota; Metazoa; Chordata; Actinopteri; Spariformes; Sparidae.
UCCGCCCACUACACCCCAUGCCUGUCUUUCCCGCGAACAGGAUGCACUCGCGCCGUGUAGCUGGCUGCUAGGUGAUGCAGGGAGGCCCAGGACACUGCUGAUAGCAUUCUCUGUAAAGUUCAGCUGAAAACAGCCGUGACGCUCGCAAACAUGGCGAAGCAAAGCUCCAUUUUCAACUUUUUCGCUAAGUCUCCUCCGCCGGUCUCGAAGCCGAAGCCGAAGCCGAGUCCCUCUCCGACCGAGGCAGACCUGCCUUCCUCCGUGGAGAAGUCCAACUCCUCUCCGAAAGAGCAAGCUAAACAGGCACCGCAACAACAGCCAGCCAAGACCAGCAAGGCUAAGCCGAAGAGUAACUCCAAGCCUGCGAAAGGAGGAUUCAGCAAACUGUUUGGCGACAAGGCCCAACCAGUCAAACAGAGCGCUACAUGCACAUUCAGCGCUGGCGCCCUCGUGUGGGCAAAAUUGGAGGGACACCCCUGGUGGCCAUGCAUGGUGGUACCCCAGCCUCUGAGUGGACAGCAGAUGAGGGGAAGAGGCCAGGCCCAGCGCAUACAUGUCCAUUUCUUUGAUGAACCCCCAACUAGAGGAUGGGUCAGCACCAAAUAUAUACGAGAAUAUCAAGGUUCUGACAGCAGUGAUGCUAAAACAGGAGGUGUGUUCUUCAGCAGCAAGCCUGUAAUCCGCCGUGCAAUGGAGCUCGCCGAUGCAGUGAUGUUUGACAGUCCUGAAAAAAGAUUAAAGAUGCCUCUUUGUACAGAUCCAUCUGAUGAGGAAGAUGAGGAUGAUGAUGAUGAGGAAGAAAUGGAGCUUGACAAGUCAACAGUAAGUGAUGAAGAGGUCAGUGAUGUGGAUGGACAGGAAGAUGUGAAAAUGAGGUCACCCAAGGUCAGUCGACGCUCAUCCCGUGCUUCAACAAAAAGGGGAAAUAAGGCCAAGCGGCGUCGCAUAAUCGUAGCCUCAGACAGUGAUGGAUCAGGUGAUGAAUUCAAACCAGAACAAGCUGCGUCUAGCAGUGAGGAUGAGGAGGAAGAAGAGGCAGUUACAAGUGAAGAGGAGGAAGAUGAGGAAGAGGAGAGCACACAGGAGUCGGAGGCAGACAGCCCUGUCAAGCCUAUAAAGCGCAAACGGCCUGCAGAAAAACCUGUUCUUACAAAGGCCAAGAUACCUACCGCCCCGUCUGCUGCACCAAAACGAGCUCCAGCAGCUGUGUCAUCUGACACGAAGUCUCGUUUGUCAGCCUUCUCUGCUCCUGACACCUUUGAGAGCCAGGCAAAUGGAUCCGGCACCGGUGGAAGUGCAACAGUUUGGGACCACGAGAAGCUGGAGUGGUUGCAGGAUGGCAGGAGAAAAGAUGGCGGAAGGCGACGUCAGUCAGAGGAUGACUACGAUCCUACCACCCUGUAUGUGCCAGAAGACUUUCUCAACAGAAACACUCCUGGUAUGCGUCGGUGGUGGCAGCUCAAAUCUAAAAUGUUUGACACAGUCAUUUUCUACAAAGUAGGAAAGUUUUAUGAGCUCUACCACAUGGACGCUGUUAUCGGAGUCAAUGAGAUGGGACUAACUUUCAUGAAGGGGACCUGGGCUCACUCUGGCUUUCCGGAGAUUGGCUUUGGCCGCUUCUCUGAUGUACUGGUGCAGAAAGGCUACAAGGUGGCUCGUGUGGAGCAGACGGAGACCCCAGACAUGAUGGAAGCACGCUGCAAGACCAUGGCUAAGCCUACCAAGUUUGACCGUGUGGUGAAGAGAGAAGUAUGCCGGAUUAUCACACGUGGUACCCAGACUUACAGUGUGCUGGACGGUGCUCCCUCUGAGAGUCAGAGCAAGUUCCUGCUGAGUUUAAAGGAAAAGGCUGAAGAGGAAAGCUCUGGUCAGUGCCGUACGUACGGAGUCUGCUUUGUUGAUACCUCUGUGGGUUAUUUCCAUGUUGGUCAGUUCGCAGAUGAUCGCCACUGCUCACGUCUGCGCACCCUGAUUGCACACUUUUCCCCCGCUGAAGUGCUCUUUGAAAAGGGGAACCCAUCUGUCGAAACACGCAAAAUACUCAAGGCCUCUCUGUCCUCUGCUCUGCAGGAAGGACUUAAUGCAAACAGCCAGUUCUGGGAUGCUCAAAAGACUCUGAAAACCCUUUCGGAAGCAGAUUACUUCAGAGAGACUGCUGGCGAGGAACAUGGAACGGGGAACAAUUUCCUUCCCGCUCCUCUAAAAAAGAUGACCUCUGAGAGUGAUUCUCUGUGCCUUACUCCUAAAGAUGGCUAUGAGCUGGCACUGUCGGCGCUGGGUGGAUGCAUUUUCUACCUGAAGAAGUGUCUGGUAGACCAGGAGCUGCUCUCCAUGGCCAACUUUGAAGAAUAUAUCCCUGUUGAUGUCGAGAUGGAGAAAGCUGCGGGACCUGCCAGCUUCUUUGCAAAGACUCGUCAGAGAAUGGUCCUUGAUGGAGUGACUCUGGCAAACCUGGAAAUCUUUCAGAAUGGAUCAGGAGGAACAGAAGGGACACUGUUGGAGCGCUUGGACACCUGCUCUACCCCGUUUGGAAAGAGGCUGCUGAAGCAGUGGCUCUGUGCUCCUCUCUGCAACCCCACAUCCAUCAAGGACCGACUGGAUGCAGUGGAAGACCUGAUGGGAGCUCAGGCCCAGGCCACUGAGGUUUCAGAGCUGUUGAAGAAGCUUCCAGAUUUAGAGCGUCUUCUGAGUAAAAUCCACAGCAUUGGUACUCCUCUGAAGGGCCAGGAUCACCCUGACAGCAGAGCAGUUCUCUAUGAGGAGGUCACAUACAGCAAACGCAAGAUAGCAGACUUCCUGUCAGCACUGGAAGGUUUCAAAAUUAUGCAGGAGAUUAUUGCCGUCUUCACACCAGUUUUGGGUGACUGUAAGUCCACAUUGUUCCAUCAAAUUGUCAGUCUGAAGGGUGAUAAGGACGGCGUCUUCCCCGACCUCUCUGCUGAACUCAAGCGCUGGGAGACGGCCUUCGACCACCAGAAAGCCCGCACUACCGGUGUCAUAAGCCCUAAAGCUGGCUUCGAUCCAGAAUACGACCAGGCUCACACUGGAAUCAAGAACUGUGAACGAGAGCUGCAGGAUUACCUGGAUAGACAGAAGAAGAGACUGGGCUGUAAAAACAUGUCUUACUGGGGAACUGGGAAAAAUCGUUUCCAGAUUGAGGUGCCUGACAGUGUCUCAGAGAGGAACAUUCCUGAGGAGUACGAGGUCAAGUCCACAAAGAAAGGCUGGAAGCGUUACGUGACAAAAGAGAGUGAACGACUGUUCUCAGAGCUGCAAGGGUUUGAGGAGAAGAGAGACGCUGCCCUGAAAGACUGCAUGAGGAGGCUCUUCUACAACUUUGACAAGAACUACAAAGACUGGAAGACUGGUGUGGAGUGCAUGGCAGUGCUGGAUGUGCUGCUGGCUUUGUCACGCUACAGCCAGGGUGGAGACGGAGCCAUGGCCAGGCCAGAGCUGGUGCUCCCUGAGGGUGAUGACCAGGUUGCGCCUUUCCUUGACCUCACUGGGUCCCGCCACCCUUGUGUCACCAAGACCUUUUUUGGCGAUGACUUCAUCCCCAAUGACAUCUACAUCGGCUGUGCUGGUAGCGGUGAAGAGGACGAGGAGAAAGGUGAUGCCUCUUGUGUCCUGGUCACAGGGCCCAACAUGGGCGGAAAGUCUACUCUCAUGAGACAGUGUGGACUUGUGAUCAUCCUCGCUCAGCUGGGUUGUUAUGUUCCAGCUGAAAGCCUGCGCUUCACUCCAGUUGACAGAGUCUUCACUCGGCUGGGAGCCUCGGAUCGCAUUAUGUCUGGAGAGAGUACCUUCUUUGUGGAGCUGAGUGAGACUGCCAGCAUCCUGCACCACGCCACUAAACACUCCCUUGUGCUCCUGGAUGAAUUAGGAAGGGGCACAGCCACAUAUGAUGGCACAGCGAUUGCCAGUGCGGUCGUGAAGGAGCUUGCUGAGAAGAUCUGCUGCCGCACGCUCUUCUCAACACAUUACCACUCCCUGGUGGAGGACUACGCCAACAACCAUGCUGUGCGGUUGGGCCACAUGGCGUGCAUGGUGGAGAAUGAAUGCGAGGAUCCAAGUCAAGAAACCAUCACAUUCCUUUACAAGUUCAUCGGUGGCGCUUGUCCAAAAAGUUAUGGCUUCAAUGCUGCUCGACUUGCCAGCCUGCCAGAGGAGGUCAUCCAGUCAGGACACAGGAAGGCCCGAGAGUUUGAGAAGAGCACCAUCAGCCUCAGACUCUUCAAGAAGCUCUGCCAGUUUGCUGAAGAUGCCACACUGGACAACACACACUUCGCUUCACUUGUUCAGAUGCUCAACAACCUGUAGUUUGUAAACAUGCAUUGUCUCUGCUGAUGUUUUGUUCUCAGCACUUGAAAAAACACUACUGUAAUGAUCUAAUAAAGUUUAUUUUUAAAAAAUGACAAUGUUUCAUCUAGGAAAUUAAACCCUUUUAAUUCA